Messenger RNA from Symbiodinium necroappetens, 1689 nucleotides. The record is from the annotation of a GenBank genome assembly. Lineage: Eukaryota; Dinophyceae; Suessiales; Symbiodiniaceae.
AUGAAAGUCAACGGCUUGAACUACUGGGGGAAGGAUUGCCUGGCCUUCGGCACAUCCACGAACUGUACAGGCAAGUUGCGGACGAUCUUGGAUCGAAUCCAGCAAACACCCCUACUGCUGGAUGCAAGCUCUGCCUACGAUCCCAUCAUCCCCAGGCCUCCGCCCACUGGGCGUCUCACGAACGAGUGCUAUCAAAGCAAUUGCAACACCAUCAGCGAGGAAUACAUCGUCAACCAAUUCACCGGCUUUCAGACCGACCAGCGCGUCUGCCCCGUUGAAGAGUCUCCGGAUCGCGGGUUCGAGUGCUUUAUCGGCCCGUUUGAAGCAGAUGGUGUCACGGACGUGUUGCAGCAGUGCCAGAACGGGAGAUUCCAGUGGAACUUCUGUCUCAAUCGGAAGACGAUCGAUGGCAGACCUCACACGGCGUGCUGCAGCUUUCUGUACCUGAAUUCUCGUCAAGGAGUUGAAUGUCGCAUGAUGGGCGUCGCACAGGGUACAUGUGCGAGUCUUCUGGAGGAGUUGACACGAAACUUGAGCACCAGCACCUACACGAUGAUCACCAAUGGCCAGGUGUUGAAAUCAUGCUCCACGGACGACUGCAACAAUCCGGACGAUGAGAUUGCAGGCUGUCCGGCUAUGGUGGACAGGGCGCCGGCCGUGACAGAUGGAAUAAGGACCACCGGCGAACCGACGAGGGAGGAGAUCUUGGAAGGCUCCGUGGUUCGCCCGCCAGAGCCGCCACCUUGGGGCCUCAUCGGAGGACUGUCCUCGAUCCCCUUCGCCAUGGUUUGCAUCGCCAUGGCCCUGAGCAAAGCCGGCGUCUUCAAGGAGGCGAUCGAGCCGUUGUUCCACAGCAGCAAGGCAACCGUGGUCGCGGAAGAUACCUUCAUCGAGCCUCAGAAGGAUCUCAUGACCAGUGGAACCAAAGGCAUGGACCAGAAUCUGACCUAUGGUCGGGUCGAGCCGCGUCCCCUUGGCCUGAGGAGCCAACUGGAUGAUGUCAAGGCUCUUCCGCUGGCGCUGAAGCAGAAAGCUGAGACGGCCGUGCCGGAGGCAGCCAAUGCUGCUUGGGUGGAUGCCAUCGUCGCGGAGGCCACUAUCCAGCAGGUGACACCGGACCAGAUCCAUCCGCUGCCCGAUGUUUUGGAGGGAACCACCUACACAGGUGAAGGCGCGAUUUGUCUACCUGAGGACCUGGACAUGCCCUUCACCGAGAAGCGGGCCCUGGCGCUUCAGCCGGCGGACGACUUCCUUCAUCCGAGCAAGAGCCAGAGCCAAGACGACCUGAGCAAUCAUCACCAGGCCGUCAGCAAUGGUGGCUCUAGCCGGCUGAACACGUCGCGAACCGGUGCUGGCAGCAGUUUCGCUGUCAGCCGGGCCCACAGCAAAAGGUCGAUAAUGACCACGGCUCGGACUGUGACAUCGGGUGCCUACAGCAGCCACACUGACCUGCUGACUGUCACCGAGAGACCUCUGUCGGAAGGGGGUUCUGCAGACGACCUGGUGCUGCAGCAGGAGCAGCUUCCGGAGCCGCCCUCAGUGGCGCCUGUGCCGGAGAUUGGUCACGUGGAAGGGAGUGUGUCUGGCCUUGUUCUAAGCCCGGUUUCAGUUGGGAAUCUGCACCGACCUGCAGCGGCGGCACGCAUGUUGCGGAAUCAGUCUGCUGGGAUGCCCCGCGUGGCCACCUGA